CGAAUAACCACACCAUGGCUAAUUCCUGUGGUCAAACCCAACAAAGUGCAAGUUUCAUGACUGUGAGGUAUAAAGGUAUUGAUUACCUCUCUGAGGCCUCAGUCAAAUGCAGACUGAUGAUGGACAUGUUGGAACUUCCGGUUCCGUUCCAGCUAGUCAGUAGCAUCUACCCUCACAAUGGACACCUGUCAGACAUCGCUUACCGAGUGCCAUGGAAGAACAAAAUAUCCAUGGGUACGCUACAAGUGACUGGAUCUGUAAUGGAUUACUUGAAGGCCAACAUACGCUUCAGUGACUGUUUGGAAAGGUUCAAUGUGUUGCAGACAGGAAGAGGACUAGAGGAAGUGGUUCCCAGCUCUAAUCCUGCCUCUCAGUGCAGUCUUGGGACCUCAGAAGUCCUCUGGCUUUUAGAUGGAGUUGAGAGCAGUGCCAUCAGAUCACCUUGGGAAGAGACUUUCAGUCCAUGUACGCCAGAUGCACGUUGCUUUACCAGUGAUGAUCUCACUCUGCCAGAGGAGGUGAUAUUCGGGGAUCAUCUGCAGCGGUUCAAAAGCCACAUGCCUCCAUUUCAAACCAUGCUUCAGAAGCUGAAGAUCAUGGCUGUCUCGGAUCCUGUUCUCAAUUCAUCAGUAAAUCUUUUGAAAGAGGUUGUUUUUAGACACUGUGACUCAUACGAUGCAGUUUUAGAUGAAGUAACGGGCGCCACGUUUACCGGAGGAAAUGUUACAGAGGAGUUCAAAAAAGAGGCAGUACUGAACGAAGAGUCACUAAUGUUGCCUGAUGAAGUUUGUAUGGAUUCCUCCCGAAGACCAGAGCCCAUUUUUUCCAUUGCAAAUGUGCAAGAUUUUCUAAAUGUCACCCGAGAGCAAAUAGAGGAAUGUUUACCCGUAAAAGAUCUUCUUAAAGAAGCCACCUCUGCUAUUAAACGCACAACUGAGUUAGAAGUCCUGCAAAUGGCUGAAAGCAGCUUUGCUAACAUGACCUUUAAGGAGCCAAAAUCUCCAGGUGGUGUGUAUUGA
Molecule: messenger RNA, 1019 nt
Organism: Pimephales promelas (fathead minnow)
Lineage: Eukaryota; Metazoa; Chordata; Actinopteri; Cypriniformes; Leuciscidae
Source: RefSeq, a predicted model, not a curated record